GUACGGGAAGUCUAACACGACGGUGCUGGGGGAAGAUGGCGUUACUCGAGAGGUGGUGAAAUUGGAUGAGGAUGAUAAUGUGAAGAAGGAGUUGGAUGAAGAGGGAGACGAUAAUAGGGAGGAGUGGGAGUAUCGGCCGCCACCACGGAAGGUUUUAGGACCUGUCAUGCCUGGUAGAGAGAGAGUGAAGGAGGAGCUGGAGGAGGAGGAUCCGAGGGAUGCUAAGGCAAGACGGAAGGCUGAGAAGAAGCUCGCUAAGAAAAUCAAGAAGGAUGAGAGGCGAGCUGAGAAGAAGAGGAGGAAGGAGCAAAGGGAGAGGUAG
Molecule: messenger RNA, 322 nt
Organism: Perkinsus marinus ATCC 50983
Lineage: Eukaryota; Perkinsozoa; Perkinsida; Perkinsidae
Product: hydroxyproline-rich glycoprotein precursor, putative
Exons: 2
Source: RefSeq, a predicted model, not a curated record